CCAUAUUACUGCUCUAGGUGCUUCAAGCAAGGACACCCUGCUGAAAAGUGUAAAUUGGAAGAGGAUAAUCAUUAUGCUGCAGAAAAAAUGAGGAAGGGGAAACAUAUACUGACAGAGGAGCCACCAAAUCAACUUAAACCUACUAGGCGUGGGAGAAGUAGGAGCAGAGCCCCACCCUCUACUCAACACCAGCAGAUGGUUUAUGUUCCUAAAACCUUGGGUCUUAAUACUCAACCUUCACAGUUAUAUGAAGGUCAAAAAUCCAAAGGUCAAAACACUGAAAAGAACAAAAUUGACCCAAAAAAGAAUGACUUCCAGGUGGUACACAAAAAGCAGUUCCCUAAGCAAACAACAUCUCAUUCUAACAAAACCUCUCCUGCUAUAGAAAAUCACAAUGCCAAAGAGCCAGAACCAGUUGCCUUGAAACAAUUUGCCUUGACACCAACUAUUGGCCUCAUUCCUAAACCACCUACUCAUGAGGGGCACAAACACCCUGCUAACUCCCAACCUCUGGAUGUGUUCAACACUUUUGAAGUUCUGCAGCAAUUAAAUAUGGAACACACAGGACUGAACCCUAAGGCCUCAGAGUUUCAUCCCUCUACCAUUCCAGGGGGUAGGGAGGAAUCCAAAUCUAAAACACUUGAUGAUAGUGGCAAGGCUUUUCCAAUUCUGCCUAUUGCUGACCCUGAUCAGACUUGUGGCAUGAAUUCUUCAGCAAAUACUAUCCCCUCAAAUAAAGGUGUUCCUCUUGCAGAACUGGAUCCUGGCCCCAAAUCAGGUGAGGAUGAUAUUGAAGAAGUAUGGUCUGAUGAGGGAUAUGCUAGCCCUAUUGGAGAUGAGGAUUUCUUUUCUUCACCCAUGUCUGAAGAUAAAUCUAAGAACAACAUAACUGAAAUUCCAACUGAUACUCCAGCUGCCAAUACAAGGAAAGGAGCCUCCAAAACUAAACCCCCUAAGCCACCUACUGGGAAGAAAUCUGGAAAGACCAGAACUUCCCCCCCUCCCAAAACAGCUCAUUAAUGGAUUCCACACUUGUGUGGAAUCAAAUCUGCACAGCCCUGACCCACCACCAACCCAAUCCACCCUCUCUUGUUCCCUGCAUAACACCCAGGAUAUACAUCCAAAAGGACAGCCAGGCCAUUCCUCUCUUUUUUCCCCACUUGGCUGAAAAGACCUCACCAAAAAACCAAUCAAGGUAUGCCUUUCACUCACACAUGCCUGGCCAGUCACUAAAAACUGAAACUCCAGCCCCCACAAACCCAUCCCCAUCUCUGAUUUUUCCCUACCAAAAGGACAUUAAUAAAUGGUUGUUAUUCCU
Messenger RNA from Cuscuta campestris, 1318 nucleotides. Lineage: Eukaryota; Viridiplantae; Streptophyta; Magnoliopsida; Solanales; Convolvulaceae. The record is from the annotation of a GenBank genome assembly.